This is a messenger RNA of Drosophila ananassae, 2159 nucleotides long. RefSeq names its product ATP-dependent DNA helicase 2 subunit 1 (gene Irbp). Gene Ontology annotation, molecular function: DNA helicase activity; telomeric repeat DNA binding; damaged DNA binding. Gene Ontology annotation, cellular component: Ku70:Ku80 complex; nucleus. The transcript is spliced from 2 exons. Bases 99 to 1994 code for a protein of 631 amino acids. The record is from RefSeq and is a predicted model, not a curated record. Lineage: Eukaryota; Metazoa; Arthropoda; Insecta; Diptera; Drosophilidae. Gene Ontology annotation, biological process: cellular response to X-ray; telomere maintenance; cellular response to gamma radiation.
CGAUCCAGCCCUGGACAGUAAUCGAAAUCGGAUGGCGUCGAUUACUUCAACAUCUUGUGAAAUUCGCGCAAUCCCGGAAAAUAUAAAUAUCCUUAAGGAUGAGCACCUGGAAUCCGGAGAACGAUGUGGACCUGCUGUCCUGCUCCGAGGACGAGGAGGAUGUGGCCAUGAAGCGCGACUACCAUGGACGCGAAGCCCUGCUCUUUGUUGUGGACGCCAAUCUUCAGACCGCCGGAACGGAGAGACUAAUGGAUGCGCUGAAUAUCAUUCGGACAGCAUUUACGUCCGGAUUGCUGGUCAGCGAUAAGGAUCUAAUCGGUCUCGUCUUCGCCAAUACCAAACACAGUCCCCUGCCGCUGGAAGCGACGGCCAUUGACAACAUCGUUGUCCCUGAAAAUUGUGCCGUGUUUCUGCCACUUCGGCAACUCAACAAGGCGAUUGUGGAACACUAUCUUGAGUUCAUGGGCGGCGUGGAGUUACAGUUUGCGAAAGAGUACGGAUUGGCGGAGCCAGAUGGCUGCGGUAGAUUCGAUCUGAUGAUACGACUCUGCAUAGAGCUGCUGGAGAAGUGUGGAAAGAAACUGAACAAUGCCAAGAUCGCCUACAUAACCGAUGUGAACACGCCGCACCCACCCUCCAGCAAUGCAUUCCAGGCGGCGCUCCAGAAAGCUACCGAUUUGGAGGGCAAAGAGUUUGAGUUUCAUGUUAUUCCUAUGGUGGACGACUUCGAUUACGAACCGUUUUAUAAGGAGUUUAUUACACUCUCAAGGGCUAUCGACAUUGACGCUUUCCAGGUGCCCGAUCCGCACGUGCUUCGCGAGAUAUUGGCUGACCGUAAACUGAAGCAGGACUUUCUGCGACGCUGCCUUGGCCAUUUCAGCUUUUACAUUGGCCCAAACCUUAGCAUGUCCGUCCAAUACUACAACUACUUUCAGAAGCACAACUACCCGAAAAAGGUUCAGAUUCUUCGUCGCGACAACAACGUGGUGCGCAGCAAGCGAGUUAUAAUGGUGCAGCAAAAGGACGAGGAGUCGCAGGAGGUGAAGCACGAGUACCAGAUAAAGGCCACGGGGGGAUGGUACAACUGCAAUGUCGGCGGCGAGAAUCUGCGCAUCGGUAUAGACAAGAUAAAUAGUGUGCGUAAUCUGCACAAGCCGCGGAUGAUGCUUCUAGGCUUCAAACAUCGCUCAUCCAUGCCCGAAUUCAGCUAUAGUAAGCCCUCCAAUUUCAUGUACCCCGAUGAUCGGAGUAUAAUCGGGUCGAAACGUCUGUUUAGGGGGCUGUGGGAGCGUUGUCUGGCGCGAGAUAAAAUUGCCAUCUGCCUGUUCAUGAGCAAGCGUAAUUCCACACCCCGCUAUGUUGCAUUAAUUCCAGUGGAGGCUCCUGAGAGGGGACAGGACACAAGCUACCGCUCUCUGCUCUGCGGCGAUGGGUUCAAGAUUGUCUAUCUGCCCGAGGCCAAGCACAUUCGGCACAUCGAUAUGUGCGACUGGAACAGUGCCGGAAAUUCGGCCAGUGAUGAAGGCGUCGAGUUUUUUCAGAAGAUUAUCAAAAAGCUUCGCUUUGACUAUCAGCCCAAUCUUAUCAAUGACCCGAAUCUAGAAGCUCUACAGGCGAACCUGCUGGCCCUUUCGCUGGACUUUACUUCGGAAAAUACCGGAAUUGAGAAUCUGCUGGACAAAACCCAGCAAGACAGUCGCAUCGAGAAACUCCUGCCUAGUUACGAAGAGAUCUUUGAACAGGAGGUGGAGCCAGCCAAGAAGCGUCCGGCCAAAUCCGUGAAGGAAGGGGCCACAGCCUCAAAAGUGGCUAAAAUCGACAUGGAACAGAUUAAAAGCUACGAUUUUGUAGAAGAACUUAUAAAGAAUAAGCAAAUAGCGAAUUGCACUGUCGCCCAGUUGCAGAGUAUUUUGGACGAACACUUUGGGCAAAAGCUGCCAAAGUCAACAACCAAAGCGAAACUGCUUGCUAAGAUUGAGGAGUUGAGCUCAUAAGAAGUAACACCAAACCCUAGGAUCCUAAGAUAUAAAGUGAUAAGAUGCUUGCAACUGUGAAGUUUGGAUUUAUAAUCAUUAAAGAUAUUGUUUUAUUGUUAAGUUUAUCAUUCUUAAAUGCAUACAUUAUGUUAAAAUAAAAAUUGUUUCUACUAUUUAAAAUAA